Hypoxylon fragiforme is the source of this 4883-nucleotide messenger RNA. Its product is annotated as P-loop containing nucleoside triphosphate hydrolase protein. The record is from RefSeq and is a predicted model, not a curated record. NCBI's taxonomy places the organism in Eukaryota, Fungi, Ascomycota, Sordariomycetes, Xylariales, Hypoxylaceae. Gene Ontology annotation, biological process: mRNA splicing, via spliceosome. Bases 263 to 4567 code for a protein of 1434 amino acids. Gene Ontology annotation, cellular component: catalytic step 2 spliceosome. The transcript is spliced from 2 exons. Gene Ontology annotation, molecular function: mRNA binding; helicase activity.
AUACAACAACGCGACAGGGCUGAGGAAAGUCGACACUGCACUAACCUAGGCAUUGAACUUGUUUGCGCCACCAUCGUGAAACCUUACUUUUACUAAUAGCAGUACAUACAUCUUCUACACCUACACACUACUCAACCUACCUCAGUUCACCUUCAUCGAGAAAGAGCUUCAUGUCUGCAUGUUUGCAUUGCUCAAGCCCAUAAAGCUAGGCAUUUAAUUACCUAGUACUCGGCUGACCGCCAGGGCCAUCAAUCUAAUAGCUAUGCCGACCGCAAAAAGACUGAAGAGUGACGCCAAGGCCAAGUCGCGCGAUACCCAACCGCGACCUACCAUCGCCGACUUGGAGGGCGAGAGCGAGUUUGCUCAGCUUGCAAGAAAGCAUUGGCUAAAGACCACCCGGCGAGCUACAAAGGUCAAGGUUAAGAAUGAUGUACUAAAGCGAGACAUUUGGGAUGUGCUCGAGAAAGAUGGUUUCCCUUACAAGCUAUUGCUUGUUCUCGAAGGACUUCAAACCGUCGAGAGCUACCUCUGGCCUGGCUAUUCCGAAGACUCAUCGAAUUUCCAUGUCCUUCUCAUAGCCUUAAUCACCACCGUCAAAGCGAGGGAACGGCUUGAGACUUGGAGCAUUUUCGAAAACCGGCCCGCCGAAUUCUCGAGCUUGUUCACCCGCAUAUUGUCCAUGAGCCUUGACCAGACGCUAUCUCUUACGAUUCGAACCCACCUUCUUUGCUUUAUUAUUUACGCAUUCCAAAGUCUCGAUUGGGCCAGCGUGAGGAAAGAAUGCGCUCCGUUGGUUUCUAUAGGCAUUUGGCACAAUCUCUCGACCGACGCGAAGCGAGAAAGUAAGCUAGGACAAACUCCACAGCUCAAGAAAUCUUGGAAAGCGGCGGCAAAAAGAUACGAUUCGGCAGACGAUGCAACAAAGGCUCGAUUGCGUUUUGAAAGAGCUUGGCUUUACACUUUGACCUUGGACUUUAUACACCUACUCUACGACGAGAAUAGGAAAGACGAGCACGUCAUCUACUGCGAACGAUUUGUCGAAUUUAUUUCCGAUUUAUUGAGCCAGCUCCCAACUAGGCGAUAUGUCAAUACCUUGCUGCGGGACCUACAUAUAUUGCCUGCUCUACGGCUUUCCCCUAUGUUUAAUGAUGAGGAUAAUGGUCUGCUUCGGGACCAAUGUUCGUUGUUAAGUCACUACGUUCACUUCACCAUCGACGACCAGACAGGGGCCCAGCAAAGCCGCACAGAAGCAUACGAUCAUCAUUGUACUGAGUUGGCAAAGCUCCAAAGGGUUGCCUUGCGGUAUUUCAAGGACAAGCUGACAGUGCUAGCCUUGUCCAACUAUGGAUCCAUAGAUAAAAGGGGCGAGCUAGAAAACCUUCUCGAAGCCCUUACUGACGAGGAGCUUAAGAGGCUUGCAAAUUUUCUUGAACUUAGGACAGAAUACCCAGAAACGGUGGCGGUACCUAUUGAUCGAGCAUUCUUAAUGGAGGUCCUUCUGUCUAACUAUGAGAAACGGAAGACGUUCCAAGAGGUUGCUCAAGGUAUGAGUAUUCUUCCAACCGAGGAUAGCCUUUUUGAUCAAGGUCUACUGAGAACCGACAACUAUGAUGGGUCAAGACCACUUGCACUCCCUAAGUUGAGAUUGCAAUACUUGUCAGUGGGUGACUUUCUUUGGAGGGCCCUAGCCCUCUACCGGUGCGAAUCCUUCUAUGGUAUCAGAAAGGAUAUUAGUGAUGCGUUGAGACGGUUACGUCCAGAGUCGAAACGUCCGGGAGAGACCACUUUCGCUGGGUUCUCUCGAAUGGCGCUACCUAUAACUCGGCCAUCAAUAUUAGAGGUCGUACCAGCGCUUGUUGGCGAUGACAAGCCAUCUGUGGUUAAUGCUGAGAUAUCGCUCGAUGUACGCCGCCUGGCGGACAAUAUUAGAAGAGAAUGGGAUUCACUCCGUCCAGAUGACGUGGUGUUCCUUGUCGCAGUGGAUGCUUCCAUAUCCAAGGCUAUCUCUAAUGGCAGCACACAAACGAUAUCCGAGGCACAGAAGAUAGGACUAAUAUCCGUUCGGACUGCAGAAAUUGCCCAAGUCAUGGAUGACAAGGGAAAAUCUAUCAGAGACCCUGCCACUUAUUUCAACGGGCAUAACCGAUCUCCAACGAGAAAGAUACAACUCAGACUGGACCCAGCGAGCUACAAGGAAGACACGGAACGAGUUUCCAGAGGCAAGCCAGAUAUAUACGAACGGAUCAAUCUAAUUGUGCGACGCAGUGGCCGAGAAAACAACUUCAAGCCGGUUCUAGAGUCCAUUCGUAGCCUAUGUCUUUCGGAAGUGCCCCUAGCAUCGUGGCUCCAUGAGAACUUCCUCGGUUACGGAGAUCCUGCUGGUGCUACAUAUAAACACCUUCCCAAUCGCAUCGGAAAACUCGACUUCAGGGAUACCUUCUUAGAUUGGCAACAUCUUGUUGCGAGUUUGCCUGGAAAAACCAUCGAGCCAGGCUUUGAUGUCACGGCAAGCUUCGGCCCCCCUUAUGUGUUAGAGUCAGUGGAUAAGCCUCCUGUGAAGACGGUUAAAAUUUCUAAGAAGCGAAGAAGAGACACCGAACCCUCCCUUAUUGCCGAGAUUGAGACAUAUAACGUAUCUACCUACAAGCCACCUAAUACUGGACCAUAUCCUGUUGAUGCUCCGAAGCUCAAUUCUGUUCGUUUCACGCCCGCUCAAAUCGAUGCUAUAAUAUCGGGCACCCAACCUGGACUUACAGUGAUCGUGGGCCCACCUGGUACUGGCAAGACAGACGUUGCGACGCAAAUUAUCAACAAUAUAUAUCACAACUUUCCGGAGCAGCGCACGCUACUCAUUGCUCAUUCUAACCAGGCACUGAAUCAGCUCUUCGCGAAAAUAGUAGCUUUGGACAUUGAUGAACGGCACCUUCUUCGUCUUGGCCACGGAGAAGAAGAUCUCGAUACUGAUGGAGAUUUCAGCAAGUAUGGGCGAGUGGAAUCGAUCCUCGCGAUCAGACAACUCUACUUAACUGAAGUAAACAAGUUGGCAGCUAGUAUAGGUGCCCCUGGGGAGCAUGGGAACUCAGCUGAGACUGCAGGAUAUUUCAAUCUCGUCUAUAUCCAGCCGGCAUGGACCAAGUUUACUGAGGUGGCCAAAGUAGACGGUUCAUCGGCAGCUGAUAUCAUUGAAGCCUUCCCGUUCCAUGCCUAUUUCUCUGAUGCGCCCCAACCUUUAUUUCCACCAGGGAGUGAUCGAGACGCUGUUUUGGAUAUAGCCAACGGUUGUUACCAUCAUAUUUCAAAGAUCUUCUCUGAGUUGGAAGGUGUCCUGCCAUUUGAGAUUCUACGACGAGAUCGAGACAAGGCCAACUACCUCCUUACUAGCGAAGCUCGCAUAAUUGCCAUGACGUCGACGCACGCCGCAAUGCGUCGCACUGAGAUCGCAUCUCUUGGUUUCCACUACGACAAUGUGGUCAUGGAAGAGGCAGCGCAAAUAACUGAAGUUGAAAGUUUUAUUCCUCUAGCUAUGCAGAAGCCCAAGGACGGGCAGAUGGCGCUUCAACGAGUUGUCCUCUGUGGUGAUCACUACCAGAACUCUCCGGUCAUACAAAGCCUUGCCUUUAGGCAUUAUGCCAACCUUGAGCAAUCGCUUUUCUCCCGCUUCGUUCGUCUAGGGAUACCCGUAAUUACACUCGACCAGCAAGGCCGAGCUCGUCCGUCCAUCGCUACCUUGUACCAGUGGAGAUACCCCAACCUUGGAAACUUGCCGCAUGUCGAGAGCCUUGAGGAAUUUCAAACUGCCAAUGCUGGCUUCAAAUAUGACUACCAGUUUAUCAAUGUACCCGACUACAAGGACAAAGGAGAAAUCGAGCCAACGCCUCACUUCAUCCAGAACUUGGGCGAAGCGGAAUACGCUGUUGCUAUAUACCAAUACAUGCGACUUCUUGGAUACCCAUCCUCGAAGAUCAGCAUCCUUGCCACCUACGCUGGCCAAAGAGCCCUCAUCAAGGAUAUCUUGAGCCAUCGAUGCACAAAAAAUGAUAUAUUCGGGUUGCCCAAGAUAGUAACUACCGUUGACAAGUAUCAAGGCGAACAAAACGAUUAUAUUAUCCUCUCCCUAACACGCACAUCACGAGUUGGCUAUCUCCGAGAUAUUCGCCGUCUUACCGUUGCUCUAUCACGUGCUCGGCUUGGCUUGUACAUCCUAGGUCGGAGAGAGAUUUUUGAAGCAUGCUACGAACUUCGUCCGGCUUUCGAGUUGCUGCUGCAGCGGCCAGACAAGCUUACCCUUGCCACCGGUGAGAUGUGGCCUUCCAAGCGCAUUCAGGCAGAGGAAGAUGGGGCCGCGAUACCUGGCGAGGCAGUAAUGGAGAACGUUGAGCAUAUAGGACAGUUCGUCUACGAAAUGGCGGCGACGAAGAUUAGGCAGUUACGUGCGGAGCGCGGGUUACCAGAUACGGAUCAGUUACCGUCUAUCGACGAAGGAGGUGUUGAGUAUGUUGCGGCGAGCGACGACGAGGCCGACGUAGGGGCGGCGGCGGGGGAAGGGCCUAGUGCUGGAGAGGCGUAGUCCAUAGGAAGAGAACAGCUGGAAGAAAACAGCUGAAAGGGAAAUAGUAUAUCCUUAUAUUCUAAAUUUGAGCAUUUAUAAACUAGGUGCUAUGGGAAACUCUGAGGUAGAGUAUGACUCUGGAGUAUGAGGUAUGGAGACCAUUAUGCAAGGACUAGAAGGACUCGAAAGAAAAGAAAAAUAAACUACCCGUGGACUGCAUAUACACAGAACAUAAUGACAGAUUUUAACGGCUUGAAUAGUAGUCUUAUCUACAUCUGGGUAUUUACACUUCGUGCUAUACAUGUUGAGAGCAAAAUCAAAGUGUCUAAAGUAG